Messenger RNA from Diversispora eburnea, 546 nucleotides. The record is from the annotation of a GenBank genome assembly. Lineage: Eukaryota; Fungi; Glomeromycota; Glomeromycetes; Diversisporales; Diversisporaceae.
AUGAAUAGCAAAAUCACAUCUAUGGGAAAAAAAAUCGGGAAAAGGUGUGAAGCUUCUGAUGAUUCAGAAGAUAAUUUGAAAAAGACAUCAUCAACACCAACCGAUGAAUUUUAUGCAAAUUCAGAUAAUUCAAAGGACCAUUUGGAUAAGACAACCAACGCAUCCUCAGCAUUAGUAAAGGAGCCAACUAAUGAGAUUCUUAAUGCGUAUCAUAUUCGUGUUCUAGCAGGCGAGAAACUAAUUUAUAAUGGUGUGAAUCUACUGGACUUUAUUUACCAAACAAAUGAAGGUUCACUUUCUAUUGAUCAAAUUCAAGAACCUGAAAUUAAAGUUAUAAGGAAAAACCAUAGGCUUUACGUAAAUUGUGAGGAAGAGGUUUUGCAAUUCUUAGAUAAUUUUGAGGAUGUAAAUGAUUUAGAAUCUUUUGGAAAAUCAGAUAUCAAAUUAAAUUAUGGUGAAUUAGCCUCAAAGUCAUACAAUAAACUAAAAGAUAUAUUAAAUAUUGCAGGGAAUGGUGCCUCAAAACUAGAUGAAAAGGGUUUUUGA